GUAUCACAUACCAAUUCAGAAUGAGAGUCAGUUAAAAGUUAUCAUUCCUCAAAAAUUUCUAUUUAAAAAUACGAACUUCUAGAUGUAACCAAAAUGUCUAAUAAUAAUUUUGGUUGAUUAGUGACCCUAAAUAUUUUGAAAAUAAGCUUUUUUGUAUGUUUUCAUUUGGAUAAGUAUGUUUGUACUUAGUAUUAUUAUCGAUCAGUUGGACUAAUAAAUAAUUUUUGUUAUUAAAAGUAGAUGAGACGGUUUCUAAGAAAAAAAAUUGAUUUAUCUUUCUUUAAGAAUCUAUAUAUCCUGACCUUUUAUUCACUCUAAUUUGAUAAGAUUGCCACAUCUUCCAAACAAACAUUACAUACCGUGUCAGUAGUAUUAACAGAUUCGAAAAAUAUGCCCAAUAAAGUCCGAAGAAAUGUUGUUUCAGAUAUUUUUUGUAUUUUCGUUCUAUUCCAAAUAACUGACGCCAUAAUUAUACCACUAGAAGAAUUACCACGUCCCGCUUAUACUUCUGGACUAAAAACAGUAAUCAAGAAAAAUGACGCUCCCUAUACGCUACAAAAUUAUAGCAAAGUAGUUGUUCAUAAUAGACCUGGAACUCCAGGUGCUCAAUAUGUAGUUACCCACACAGAUCAAAUUAAAAAUGUGUAUCCGGUGUUUAACGCUCAGACUUAUGGACAACGCCCUCGUUACCAUAAUAUCUUACAAACACAAAAUAAUACACAAAUCGAUUCUGGAGAAUUGUCAAGAACAAAUAGAACUAUUAUAAAAAGGAAAAUAGGAGCUAAAACUUUGGAUAUUUAUACAAAAUGUCCGUCAGGUGCUACAGGACAAUUUAUCUAUUCGGCUUCUUGUAAUCAGUUUUUAAAUUGCUGGAAAGGUAGAGGAACUGUCCAAAAUUGUUCACCAGGUACAUUAUUCAAUCCAAAAUCAUUAGAAUGCGAUUUUCCCGAUAAGGUUGAAUGCGUGACAGGUCCACAAGCCAAUACUAUAGGGAAUAUUAGAGUUGAAAAAUCAGUUCAACAAGCAACUUGUCCUGAGGGAUUUUCAGGAAUAAUACCCGACUAUUUUGAUUGCUCUAAAUUUAUUAAUUGUAAUAACGGACAGGAAAACAGAAUGGAUUGUGCUCCUGGUACUCUAUUCGAUAUGAAUAAGAAUAUGUGCGAUUAUCCUGAUCAAGCCGCUUGUUUUAAUGGAGAAAAUUCCCUUGAUGUUAGAACUAAACAAUUUUACAGUAAUAUCAAUGGACAAUAUGAUCAGAAGACUAAAAAUAAUCACAAUAUAAACGAUGUGAGCUAUAAUCACUUGGGACAUGGACAAACUUCAGCUGUUAAUCAGAUUUACCAGGAUUCAAGCUCAAGUCGUCAAGACUCUGGUAUAAAAAAUGGACGAGCACAAGGAUGUGAACCAGCAACCCAAAAUUGUGGACAAUUCAGUCAAUACAACCCUACUUAUCAUCAAGGACAUAAGUACGCUUAUGGGGGCUCGAGAAGUGAUGUAAGAAGGAACCAAACACAUUAUACAACACAAGGAUGUGAUCCAGCAACCCAAAAUUGUGGACAAUUCAGUCAAUACAACCCUACUUAUGAUCAAGGAGGUCAGUACGCAAAUUCAGCUUAUGGCGGCUCGAGAAGUGAUGUAAGAAGGAACCAAACACAUUAUACAACACAAGGAUGUGAUCCAGCAACCCAAAAUUGUGGACAAUUCAGUCAAUACAACCCUACUUAUGAUCAAGGAGGUCAGUACGCAAAUUCAGCUUAUGGCGGCUCGAGAAGUGAUGUAAGAAGGAACCAAACACAUUAUACAACACAAGGAUGUGAUCCAGCAACCCAAAAUUGUGGACAAUUUAGUCUAUAUAAACCGACUUAUGACCAAGAACAAAAUCAGUACAUAAAUUCAGUUUAUGGGGGCUCGAGAAGUGAUGUGAGAAGGAAUCAAACACAUUAUACAACACAAGGAUGUGAUCCAGCAACUCAGAAUUGUGGACAAUUCACUCUAUACAAACCUACUCAUAAUCAAGAUCAAAAUCAGUACUUAGAUUCAGCUCACGGAAGCUCAGGAAGUAAUAGAGAGACUGGUGGUCAAUCCUAUAUGGUAGCUCAAAGAUGCAACCCAGCAAUUGAGGAUUGUAGUCGAUUUCAAAAUCCAGCUCACGAAGUACAUACACAGAGAUGUGAUCCAAAAACACAAAAUUGUGGACACUAUCAAUUUCAGUAUCAGGGAGAAACAGGUACUGAUUUAAGUAGAGGUCAAACACAGAUAGUUAGUCAUAGAUGUUCUCCAGGUGAUAAAAAUUGUGGUCAAAGACAAAAUCAAUAUUUCGGACACUCACAACGAUGUAAUCCUUCAAUGCAAAACUGCGCGUAUCAACCAAGUACCGGACAAAAUAUACAUCAUUCCGAUUCUACUCAGUCGGGACAAAAUGGUGGCCAAUUCAAUUGCGAUCUAUCAAAACCAAAUUGCGGACAAGAUCAACAACCAAAUUAUGUUAAAGUAUGUAAUGUGAACGAUCCAAAUUGUCGACAAACGAAAAAACCAAUAACAAAUACGGAGCCUGUUUGUCCUAACGGUUCUGUCGGUUUACACAACCAUCCUACAGACUGUAAGAAGUAUUUGAGUUGUGCUAGUGGUCAAACAUAUGUGAUGGACUGUGCCCCCGGUACGCUUUUCAACGAAAAAACAGGAAUGUGUGACUUCCCAUCAAACGUGAAAUGUGAGGUUACAACUGAUGAAGAUGCUACAGACCCCAGUGAAACUGUUGAUAAUGAUCAUUGGCAAACUCAGUAUAAAAAUAAUGCUCGUGAAUUUGGUCAAAAUUCUGGUCAUGGUAACUUUAGGUAUACAACAGAGGUUUAUAAUCAAGAAUCCAGUGAUAACAAGGAUCAACAAAUUAUUACAGAUAGUAAUAGAGGUAACUCUGGGUUUCUUCAAAGACCAACUCUCAAACAAACAUCUUUAGAUUACGAUGAUGUUUAUAGCCCGGAUAAUCACAUAACAGCAACAACGCCGAGAAGUGCUUGGCCCCCACCUUUUAAAACGAAAGAUUCCAAUGAUUUAGAAUAUGUUGAUUAUGUUUUCACUUACGAUAACGGAGAGCCAGUCGAUUUAGAACCCGAAAAUGUGAUCAAAGUUAAGCAGAGGCUGUCGAAAACGUGUGAUGAUGAAGAUGAUGAUUUCCAUUGUACGUCUCAGAUGUGUAUAUCUUUGACAAUGCUCUGUGAUGGUGUGAAGGAUUGCUCUGAUGGUAAAGACGAACUUAACUGCCAGGAAUAUACAGAGAGAUUCAUAAUAACGAAAAAUUCAAAAUUAGUCGUACCUGAAAAGCAACGUUAUAUCAACAUAACCCACUCGACGUGCGCGGUACUAUGCAUUCAAAAUCAAAAAUUCGUUUGUAGAUCAUUCACGUACCGAAGACCAGACAGGACCUGCUUCUUAUCGGAUCAAAAUAUAGGCAUGUCAGGAGCUUUGCAGGCCCACCAUUCAAGUGAUUAUUAUGAAUUAAGCGCCGGUUCUAUAGAUUGUUCGGAUACUACCAAAUAUUUCGAAUGUAAUAACAAAAAAUGUUUGGUAAAAGAUCAUUUAUGCGACGGAUAUACUGAUUGUGAAGAUAGAGAAGAUGAAAAAUAUUGCGGGGCUGAUAAGUUUGGUUACACAAUUAGAUUAGCGGGAUCCGGUGAGAAAAACGAGGGGCGUGUUGAAGUCACUGCUUUCAAUACCACCGGUUAUAUCUGCGACGACGAUUUUAGCAUAAUCGACGCUAACGUAAUCUGCAGGGAACUAGGAUUCACUUUGGGAGCAGCCGAAAUCAAAAGUCAAUCAUAUUUCGCCAAGGAUUUAAAAGAAAGUAAUACUCUGUAUAUGAUCGACGAUCUCAAUUGUCUCGGAAACGAAACUUCGUUGAUCGAUUGUAGUUUCCCCGGAUGGGGGAUCCACAAUUGUAGAGAUCAAGAAAUCGCCGGGGUGGUAUGUAAAACGCCUCAAGAAAAAUGCGGAAAUGACGCCUGGAAGUGUGAUUCCGGUAACGAGUGCAUCCCGUUCGAUUUCGUUUGCGAUGGUGUGGAAGAUUGCGCUGAUGAUUCAGAUGAAGAUAUCAAACAUUGCGAAGCUCCAACAGAGCUGCGUUUGGUUGGAGGAAGUUAUCCAGGGGAAGGAAGGUUGGAGAUAAAGCAUAAUGGAAUUUGGGGGACUGUUUGCGAUGAUGAUUUUAACGAAGAUGCUGCUAAAGUUGUUUGUAAAAUUUUAGGUUAUAAAGGAAUGAGUUCCGUUAAAAAAGAUGGCUAUUAUGGUGCAGGAUACGGGCCGAUUUGGUUGGAUCAAGUGUCUUGUUAUGGUAAUGAAACCGAGUUGAACAAAUGUACUCAUUGGAAUUGGGGCGAACACAACUGCGAACAUAACGAAGAUGUCGGAAUUAUUUGUUCCCAAGAUGCCGGUGAAGUUAAGAUCGAACGACAUUCGAAUCUACCGGCGCAUAUAGAAGAAGGACUUCCGAGGAAUUGCGGUUUCAGAAAAGAUAAUCAAUUCGCUAUAAAUGAUUUGAUACACGCUAGGGUCAUCGGAGGAGGAGUCGCCAAGAAAGGAGAUUAUCCAUGGCAGGCCGCGUUGAAAGUUCGAGUUAAAGACAAAUCCGCUCAUUGGUGUGGAGCUAUUAUAAUAUCCAGCAGAUGGGUACUUACCGCGGCUCAUUGCCUGCAAGGUUACACGAAAGGUGCUUACAUAAUCGUUGCUGGAGAUUAUAAUACCAACGAAGACGAAGGUACCGAACAGAAAAAAUAUAUCGACGAAUUUUUUAUACACGAAAAAUUCAGGAAGGGUCAUAAGAUGAAUAACGACAUAGCGUUGAUCAAAGUGAAAGGUAUUGGAUUCGAAUUGAACGAUAAUGUGCAACCGAUUUGCUUAGCCGAUGAUGAUACUGAUUAUAACAGGCCUUUGAAUUGUACUAUAUCAGGAUUUGGUUCAACAAAAAGCGGUAGUUCAAGUUAUUCUCAUAACCUUUUGGCUGCUUGGAUUCCCGUUCAUUCUCAAGAUAUUUGUACCAUGCCUCACGUAUAUGGUGAUAUAUUGACAGAUGGUAUGGUAUGUGCUGGUUCUAUGGAUGGUAGUUUAGAUGCUUGUGAUGGAGAUAGUGGAGGACCUUUAGCUUGUUUAGAUCAAGGUGUAUUUACGCUUUAUGGUAUAACUUCGUGGGGACAACAUUGCGGUUACGCUAAUAAACCUGGUGUUUAUGUUAAAGUUGGGAAAUAUAGAAAAUGGAUUGAAGAUAUUGUCGCUAAACAUUCUAAUUGAAACACUUUGGUCUACUAGGUGUUUGGAAGGAUUGAAUCUAUACACUAAAAUAGUCAUUAAUCAUUAAACUAUCCACUAAAACUUAUUAUGCAAGUUAUUACUAAACACUUGAAUAAAUAAUUUAUUUAAA
Molecule: messenger RNA, 5410 nt
Organism: Diorhabda carinulata
Lineage: Eukaryota; Metazoa; Arthropoda; Insecta; Coleoptera; Chrysomelidae
Exons: 14
Coding region: 391-5280 (1629 amino acids)
Biological process (GO): proteolysis
Cellular component (GO): extracellular region; membrane
Molecular function (GO): protein binding; serine-type endopeptidase activity; chitin binding
Source: RefSeq, a predicted model, not a curated record